AUUCGGAUGUAGGCACGAUUUCCCCGGUUGUCUAAGAUAUAUAACCCCUUUUGUGUGGGUUUGUGACAUGUCUCUGAUGAGUACUUUUUCAAAUACGUUUUCACAGACCAAAGCCUUCACCACAGUUGCCUCACCUCCAGGCUCCCUAACCCUGCACUCUGAAUCCCUGCUGUCACCAUGCAAGCCCGUAGGGUCACCGUUCACCGCAUCAGCAAGACCAUCACCUUGUACCUGAAUGACACAGCCUCACCUAAACCCUCCCCUGGCCCUCUGUCUGCCCUGAACGAUGCAGCCAGUACCUCUCCAUCCCUAGCCCUUACCUCUGCCCCAACCAAGCCCCUGCUGCUGAUGCUGCCCUGGUUGGGGUCGCGACCUCAGGCUGUGGCCAAGUACUGUGAGAUCUACUUCCGUACAGGCUUUGACGUGCUCAUAGUGGAGAGUGCGGUGAGUCAGUUCCUGUGGCCUCGCUGGGGCCUGGACUACGGGGCGAGGGUACUAGAUCUCCUGCAGAGUGACCUCUUUGUGUCACGCCCCCUGCUCGUGCACGCCUUCUCCAUAGGAGGGUACACCUUCACCCAGCUGUUGGUGCAUGUGUCCCGCGACACACAGAAGUACUGUGGCUUCACUCAGAGGAUCAGAGGCCACAUCUAUGACAGCCUUGUGUUGGGCUCACUGGAGAGGAUGGCUACAGGUCUAGGUAAGAGCCUGUUCCCCUGGCUGGAGAGCCAGGUGAAAUGGGCCAGUAUGCUCUACUUCAGAGCCUUCAAACACCACACAGUCGACUAUUUCAACAACGGCAUUGAUGUCUUCUUGAAUAACCCUGUCACCGCACCCGCCCUCGUCUUCUUCUGCCAGAACGACGCACUGUGCGACCCGGAGGGCAUGGAGGAGAUCAUCGCCUACUGGAGAAAACGAGGGAUGGCGGUGACAGACAGGAAGUGGGAGGAGUCAACACAUGCAGGUCACCUGAGACGACACCCCCAGGAGUACCUGUCUACCUUGGAGUCCUUCCUAAAGACUCUUGGUAUGGUCCCUCUCAAGGCCAAGAUGUGACCCUAGGCAGGACCCACACAGCUGUGGUCCGGCCCAGAAACAAUCCCUAACCCUAUCCACUACCCCUUAGGCCCUCAGCACGGACCCAAGCAAGGCCAAGUGACAACAGGGCACAGCUGUGGUCCAGUCCAGAAAUAGCCUCUAGCCACUACCCCCUAAGCACUCAGGACCCCCUGAAGACCAGGAUGUGACUGCAGGAUGUGACAGUUUGCACUUCACUUACCUACAAGUUCCACGUUUGAGUACUCUAGGUAUAGUGGGGACUUAUUGUAUACAGUUUUACAGUUUUACAUUCUUGAAAAACAUUAAAUUAACUCUUGUUUAGUA
Salvelinus namaycush (lake trout) is the source of this 1380-nucleotide messenger RNA. RefSeq lists its product as uncharacterized. The record is from RefSeq and is a predicted model, not a curated record. Gene Ontology annotation, molecular function: serine hydrolase activity. NCBI's taxonomy places the organism in Eukaryota, Metazoa, Chordata, Actinopteri, Salmoniformes, Salmonidae. Bases 178 to 1053 code for a protein of 291 amino acids. The transcript is spliced from 4 exons.